UCUAUCGAUGGGGGCGGGCUUGUAACUAAUUUCAACUUCCGGUGCGAAGUCAGUAUCGGACAUUUGCGUUUUGGGCACGGAAGAGGGGAGUAUUUAGGUGUCAGCGUUAGAGCAGGCUGCUUCCUGCAGGUAGCGUAUUAGAGCUGGAUAUCGCGCUCCGGCUGUGAAAUGGCAUGGCUACGCACAGCUUUGGAAAAGCAGCAGCAUGGAGGGGAGGCUGAAGUGUUCGAUGAAGAUGGUGAAGAGAUGCUCCUUUUGCAGCAGGACUGGAAGAUCUCCAUGGAGAAGAGAAUUAAGGAGGGCUACAUUGAUGGAAUAGAGGCUGGGAAAGAAAAUUCUUUACAGACUGGGUUUAAUUUCGGAUAUAAAAUUGGAGUGAACCUGCUAAAGCCAUAUGGAGAGCUUAAAGGGGCAUUAAGUGCACUCCUGACAUGGUGCCAACAGAACAAGACAAAAGAUGCAGCUUCUGAAAAACUAAAUGAGCUUCUGACUUCACUAGAUCAGUGUGAGGAACAAAUUGUAAAAGAUCUGCCUUCCUUUUAUAAAGGUGCACAACCAUCAGAUUUAUUGCAAUUUGUGGAGGACAUGGAUCUCAUCAGUCAUGAGCAGAAAUGUGAACAGAAUGAGCCAGGCUCCUGUGCAGACAACAAAAACUGUUGCAGAAGCCCUGACUUUAAUGGAUCAUUAACUUUCAGUUGCAGGAAUACCAGCUAUAUCAGCGAUGCAACCAAAAAAGAACUUUGUAAGAUUUUUAAAGAGACUCUCUUAGUGGGUGAACAGCUUGAUAUUUCAACAGAACUACUUUGCUAUAUUCAAACACUAAAUAACAAACAUGUCUUUUGAGUCACCUGUUACAAUUUUACCAGGAAACAAAAUAUCUGACAUUGGCAUUUAAAACACAAUGGAAGAUGCCCAUUUUUCAAAGUGACAACUUUAUGGGGACAUUAUUAAGAUAUUUAAAAUCAGAUUUUAUAUUGGUUUAUUUGAUUAAAAGUAACAGUAACUUAACUUGUUUUUUUUUUCUUUUACUCCUGUAGUUUUGGAAAUACAAUAUCAAAACCCUUACCUUUUUUCAGCAGUGCAUUGUGUGUGCCAAAAUCUGUAUCAUGAGUAUUGUAUUGGGGUUAAAUCCUGUCUUCUACAAAUCGAGUCUAUUUUAAAUUGUUACUUGGGAGGGGGAGGCAACUGUCAAAGUUCUAUCCCUCUUGAUGAUCUCCCUGGUUUUAUAUAUAAAAAAAAAUGUCACGACGGUAGUGAGACUUUUAUUUAUUGCUGGUAACUUUGAAUGUAUCCAAGCUUUAGCGUGCAUCCGCUUUACAUGGCAAUGGCCUUUGGUACCAAGAGACUAUUUAAAUGUGAUUUGUAUGUACUGCACUGUUUGUUUCCCUGACAAAGGUUCCGGUUAGGAACCGAAACGUAGGAUUUAUUAAACCUCCACUUUUGCUUCA
Xenopus laevis (African clawed frog) is the source of this 1448-nucleotide messenger RNA. RefSeq names its product YAE1, ABCE1 maturation factor L homeolog (gene yae1.L). Bases 169 to 843 code for a protein of 224 amino acids. The record is from RefSeq and is a predicted model, not a curated record. The transcript has 3 exons. Gene Ontology annotation, cellular component: nucleus; cytoplasm. NCBI's taxonomy places the organism in Eukaryota, Metazoa, Chordata, Amphibia, Anura, Pipidae.